UUGAUGUUUUCAAAUGAUUAUAGUAUUUAUAAAAUGUUUUUAAAAAGUAUCUCAUAUCUUUCAAUAUUUUGGAUUUUUGAUACUUUAGAUAAGUCUUCAACGCUAGGUGAACAUUGUUUUUCAGUAAAGGGCAAAGCAUUUCAACGAAAACAUGACCAAAUUACCUGUGGAAAAAGUAAAAGUAUUUAUAUUGAGCAAUUAUGGGUUAACAGACAACCCGAUUGUGUAAACAACCAAUCUCGAACGAGUUUUCUAAAAGACAAAAAGAACAUAUCUUGUCGAAGUUCCUCCUAUUGCCAUGUGGAAUACUUAAAAUCCAACAGACCCAAGGGUGAUAGAUACUUGCAUAUACGUUUUCAAUGUACAGAUUGUAUAGCAAUACACGGUAAUAAAGAAGAGACAAUAACCUGCCCGGCUUCCAGUGUAAUUGAAUUCUUUAAAGUAAGGUUUGGUGCCAUGAAAUGCCCAGCAAUCAAAUAUUAUAUACAAAAUGCAGCUGAUGAUUCGUGCAGAGACAGGCAUACCUGUCGUCCGAAGAACCAAGAUCAGAGAACAGUUAGCGUUUACUUUCAAUGCGGAGAUGACAAUAACAUAAAAGAUAAUGACAUUGCUACGGAAUCUCAUGGUGGUAACUACAUACCAGAAGAUGAUAGCAGUACGGAAUCAUAUGGUAGCUAUGAAAUACCAGUUGACGAAGCAAGUAUGGAAAAUCAUGAUGACAGCAAUAAUCAAGAUGACAGCAUAAGCACAGAAUCUUAUGAUCGCAGUAGUAAAUUAGGCGAAGACACAAAUACAGAAUAUCCUGAUUGCAGUAGAAUUUCAGACAAACAAUGGAAUACAGAACAUUAUGGUGGACCAAACUAUGCUGUCAUUGUUGGAGGAAUAGUAGGAGGAGUCUUACUAAUCAUAUGCAUUAGUGUUGGAGUUUUUCUUUUACGAAGAUGCAAUUGUACUGAAUCAAGUAAGGAACAUAUAAUAACAAGUUUGAAUCCCUCAUAUGAUCCUACUCAUGUUCUGGUAGAAGCAGACACGAAUCAACAAGGUCAUUUAAUGAAUUCAGCUGAUACCUCAUACGUUUCAACAUCGCAUGAAAUACAUAUUGACAAUACGACAAAUGAAGAAUCAAAUACGUAUUCGCAUAUUCGGAACGCUGUCGAUGACUCUGACGUCAUGUAUGACCAUACAAUACGUCACACUGUUCAUGACAACUGUGAUGGUGAUUACGGAAUUGCACAAAGGAGAAUUACAGAAGAUGACUACGAUGUAUCUGGAAACUAUCGCAGAUCAACAAGCAAAGAAGCAGACACUGUUUACAACUAAGUUUUAAGACUGUUCAUCAGAUUGUCAGUGAUAAAAUGACCUUGUUGUAAAUAAUUGGCAUAUAUCGAUUUAAGAUAUUCCUUAAACUGACAAAUUAUCGAAAAAUCA
This is a messenger RNA of Mytilus trossulus (common blue mussel), 1428 nucleotides long. RefSeq lists its product as uncharacterized. The transcript has 11 exons. NCBI's taxonomy places the organism in Eukaryota, Metazoa, Mollusca, Bivalvia, Mytilida, Mytilidae. The record is from RefSeq and is a predicted model, not a curated record. The coding region runs from base 4 to 1320 and encodes 438 amino acids.